Molecule: messenger RNA, 2969 nt
Organism: Gallus gallus (chicken)
Lineage: Eukaryota; Metazoa; Chordata; Aves; Galliformes; Phasianidae
Gene: MAP2K2
Product: mitogen-activated protein kinase kinase 2
Exons: 11
Coding region: 28-1254 (408 amino acids)
Biological process (GO): protein phosphorylation
Molecular function (GO): protein kinase activity; ATP binding
Source: RefSeq, a predicted model, not a curated record
GGCCCGCAGGCGCGGCGCGGCCCGGCCAUGCCGGCCAAGAGGAAGCCGGUGCUGCCGGCCCUCACCAUCACUCCCAGCCCCGCCGAGGGACCCGGGCCCGGCGGUUCCGCAGAGGCCAACCUGGUGGACCUUCAGAAGAAGCUGGAGGAGCUGGAGCUGGAUGAGCAGCAGAAGAAGCGCUUGGAAGCUUUCCUCACUCAGAAAGCCAAAGUGGGAGAGCUGAAGGACGAUGACUUUGAGAGGAUCUCCGAGCUGGGGGCUGGCAACGGUGGUGUGGUCACCAAAGUGCAACACAAACCCUCAGGGCUCAUUAUGGCACGGAAGCUGAUUCAUCUAGAAAUCAAACCAGCCAUCAGGAAUCAGAUUAUCCGAGAGCUGCAGGUGCUGCAUGAGUGUAAUUCCCCAUACAUUGUGGGUUUCUAUGGGGCCUUCUACAGCGAUGGAGAGAUUUCCAUCUGCAUGGAGCACAUGGAUGGUGGCUCCCUGGAUCAAGUGUUGAAAGAAGCCAAAAGAAUCCCCGAGGAAAUACUGGGGAAAGUCAGCAUAGCGGUUCUGAGAGGUUUGGCCUAUCUGAGAGAGAAGCACCAAAUCAUGCACAGAGAUGUGAAGCCUUCCAACAUCCUGGUUAACUCUCGAGGAGAGAUUAAGCUGUGUGAUUUUGGGGUCAGUGGUCAACUCAUUGACUCCAUGGCAAACUCUUUUGUGGGAACUCGGUCCUACAUGUCUCCUGAACGGUUGCAGGGCACCCAUUACUCAGUCCAGUCCGACAUCUGGAGCAUGGGUCUGUCACUGGUGGAGCUUUCUAUUGGAAGGUACCCCAUACCCCCACCAGACUCCAAGGAACUGGAAGCAAUAUUUGGCCGUCCCGUGGUGGAUGGGGCAGAGGGAGAAUCUCACAGCGUCUCGCCACGGGCCAGACCCCCAGGACGCCCCAUCAGUGGCCAUGGAAUGGACAGCCGACCUGCAAUGGCCAUCUUUGAACUGCUGGACUAUAUCGUUAAUGAGCCACCUCCCAAGUUGCCAAAUGGAGUUUUCACGCAAGAUUUCCAGGAGUUUGUAAAUAAAUGCUUAAUUAAGAAUCCAGCGGAACGGGCAGAUUUGAAGAUGCUGAUGGUAAAUGGGAAGAGCAAUCUUCUUUCUACAAAUCACACCUUCAUCAAACGCUCCGAAGUGGAGGAGGUGGAUUUCGCCGGCUGGCUGUGCAAAACACUGAGGUUAAACCAGCCCAGCACACCCACCCGUGCCGCCGUGUGAUGGCCGAGCCGACUGCCUGCUGUCAGUACAUCUGCCUCUGUCACCAUUCCCUGUCCUUCAGCACACAACAGAACUGCCCUCCUUCCUUCCCCCCACCCCCUCCAGCCCCAUCCUCACCUCGCAUCCCACCAGCAAAGCAACCAUCACUUGGAAACGUUAAUCAGCUGCCCCCCCCCAGCCCCCCUCCCAGUCCCCCUUCCACCCCCAAGCAAACAUGGGCUUGGUUUCUGUUGGUCUGGGGGUAUCCUGGGCCUCUGCUCCAGCUUGGAGCUCUUGACACUUGGGAAAUGUGCUGCUUAUGUUAAUUUUUUUUUCCUCUUUUGGUUUUUUUUUUUGGAAACAUGUUCACUUGGGUUAAAAAAAAACAAAAGAAAGCGUGUGCAUUGGUGUAUGUGUGUGAGAUGGGGGCAGGGGGUGGGCAUAUGGGAGUGGGCAUACGGCUGUGGGGAGGGGGCUCUGCCUGCUGCUGUGCUCCUCAGCUGGGCUAUGAGCAUCAAGAGGGGAAAUGGGUGCUGCCAGAAGGGGAGAAACCUUGCAGGGUGUCCAGCCAUGGCAGGUGCUGUGCCACGAGGCUGUGGCAUUGCUUAGAGCUGAGCUGGGUGCUGCUCUCUCUCUUUCUCCCUGUGAGUAAAGGAGGCACGUGUGGUUUUACUCGUGGUGGUGUUAAUUGGGGUUGCUUUACGACCUGUUUCUGGUGCACUGGAUGUUGGCUGAGUUGUCUUGAUGUGCUAAGUGCAGGCUGAGCUCCUGGCUCGGGUGGGGAAAGGUGCAGGGCAGCCGGUGGGCUCUGCUGCCCCUCCUGCAGGCAGGCCUGGGUGCACAGAGAGCAGGUGCUCCACUGUUUGAGCCCCUGUUUGAGCCCCUUGCAGUGCCAGGCAGUGGGUUUGGUGCCUCAGGCAAGAUCCAUCCCUGGGUCUGCUGUGCCUCAGGCAGAGCAGUCCUGGAGACCCCUCUGGUCUGCAGGCCUCCUCCCUACAGCUGUCCCCCACCUUCCCAAGCCAAGGCCUGGGGUCUGGUGGGGUGUGUUUGGUGGCAGUUGGGGCCAUGGAGGGGCUGGGCCAGGCCUGGAUCUUGCUUGGGGGGGGGGGGGGGGGGGGGUUCAGUCCUCUCAUGCUCUGUCCCACUGCUUCAGGGUUUUCAAAGGCUGCUCUGUGCCCUCCACACUCACUCUUCACCCCACUGUCUCAGGAAGGAUGAGGGCCCUGCUGAUAGCAGGGCUGAGCCAUCGCCGUGCAUUCACCCCCAUCCCCUCAGGGCUGACUAUGCCUUACACAGCCCCAUCUCCUCCUGAGGGGGUUGAGCCUCCUUGCUUAUUUAUUAUUAUGGGAUUUAUUACUUUGCUUUUCCCUUUGCAGUUUGCCAAGUGACUGCUGGAUGCUCCUCUGAUGGGGCAGGCCUGGUAGUCACUCUUUAGGCAGUAUGUUGCCUUCUUAACCCCAAACCACAGCCCCUUCCCCAUUGCCGGGCUGGGGGUUGGCAGCAAAGUGCACCGGGCAGUUACUGUUGUUUUUUGCCCCUUAGGUGCAAGGUGGGGAGAUGGAGAGUUCAUAAAGCAUUAGGGUUAUCUGUGGCUUGUUUCACUUUGGUGUUGGGUUUUGGAAGGGGAAAAUUCAUAUGGAGCCUUUUGUUGGGUUUUUGUUUGUUUUGGUUUUGUUUUUUUUUAACUAAAUAUUUUCAUCAUGGAAAAAAUAAUAAUAAAUGGCACUUUACAUUUA